UCUAUCGCAUCAGCUGCAGGAAAGGCGGUCAAAGUAGCCGCUGGGAGAAGCAGCACGGGGUAAUAUUUGGAAAGCAAGGGGAGAGAAUACUAUCCGCUCCUGACGGUCAACUUCACCGCACCUGGAUCGUUCUUAUUCUUACUUAGGACAUAACUGGAAACGUAAAAGUGUCUUGUUUUUUUUCUUCUUAACUUUAACAAAAUGACUGGUAGCCCAGUGACAGGGCUGCUGGUUGCGCUGUUCGUAAGCAGCGCGGUCCAUUGUAUGCCAAAGAACCAAGGGAAAAACAAGAGACAAGCUCAGGAACAAGUUUACCCCGAACUCGCAGACACAGUACCCCUUGCUCAAGGCUGCGAUGAGAACGGACAUUCUUACAGACUAAACGAUCAAUGGGAGAAGGCUUACCUUGGGAGUACACUGCUUUGUACCUGCAACGGAGCGGCAGGGAUCAAAUGUAAAACAAAACCCCAAGGGGAGGAGACCUGCUAUGACAAAUACAACGACCAGACGUACCCUGUGGGUGCGACCUACGAGAGGGCGAAGGACGGCAUGAUGUGGGACUGUACCUGCAUCGGUUCCGCCCGCGGCAAAAUCAGCUGCACAAUCGGAAACCGCUGCCACGAGGGAGGCAGAUCCUAUAAAAUCGGGGACACUUGGAGAAGGCCCCACGAGACCGGCGACUACAUGCUGGAUUGCGUCUGUCUGGGAAACGGCAAGGGAGAGUGGACCUGCAAACCCGUGUCGGAGCGUUGCUAUGACAACACGGGCGGAGCGUCCUACGUGGUGGGGCAGACCUGGGAGAAGCCGUACCAAGGCUGGAUGAUGAUCGACUGCACCUGUCUGGGGGAGGGCAACGGACGCAUCACCUGUACCUCUAGGAACCGUUGUAAUGACCAGGACACCAAGACCUCCUACCGCAUCGGAGACACAUGGACCAAGACAGAUGCUAACAGACACCAACUCCAGUGUCUGUGUACAGGAAAUGGCAGAGGAGAGUGGAAGUGUGAGAGACACACUGCCACUACUGGCACAGGUGUUAGUACAGGAACAGGUGUAGGAACAGGUACAGGAAGUACUCGUGUGACCAUCCAGACGGAGCUCCACCAGCCCUCCACCCUCCCCGAACCCCCCCAGGAGGGGGCUUGUCGCACGGACUCGGGCACCACCUUCCACGUGGGGAUGCGCUGGAUCAGGACGCAGGGCAGCAAACAGAUGCUGUGUACCUGCCAGGGUACUGGGGCCGUCAGCUGUGAGGAGAAGGAGGGCCAGAGCCAGGUGUACGGUGGGAACUCAGAAGGCCAGGCCUGUGUGUUCCCCUUUGUGUUCAUGGAUAAGACCUACUACUCCUGUACCUCAGAGGGACGUACUGAUGGACAGCUGUGGUGCAGCACCACCUCUGACUACCAUAGAGACCAGCAGUACUCCUUCUGUACCGAGAAGAACUCCCUGGUGUCGACCCGAGGGGGUAACUCCAAUGGUGCCCUGUGCCAGUUCCCCUUCCUCUACAACGGGCGUAACUACACUGACUGUACCGCCGAUGGGCGCCGCGACAGCAUGAGGUGGUGCGGUACCACAACCAACUACGAAGGAGAGCAGCGCUACGGAUUUUGCCCCAUGGCUGCCCACGAGGAGGCCUGCACCACCAACGACGGGGUCAUGUACCGUGUGGGAGACCAGUGGGACAAACGCCACGAUGUCCUGGGUCACAUGAUGCAAUGUACCUGCUUGGGCAACAACCGCGGAGAGUGGAGCUGCAUCGCCUACUCCCAACUCAAAGACCAGUGCAUUGUGGAUGGGCUGACCUACGAGGUGAGCCAGACCUUCACCAAGCGCCAUGACCAGGGCUACAUGAUGAAUUGCACCUGUUAUGGACAGGGACGUGGGCGCUGGAAGUGCGAUGCCAUCGACCAGUGCCAGGAGCCUGAGAGCAGGGUGUUCUAUCAGAUUGGAGAGACCUGGGACAAAACCAUCCACCAAGUCCUCUACCGCUGCUAUUGCUAUGGCAACGGUAUUGGUGAGAUGAGCUGCGAGCCACAGCAGACCUUCCCAGGUGGCCACCGCCCAGUCCAGGUGAUUAUCACAGAGGCAGGGAAGCAGCCUGACUCCCACCCCAUCCAGUGGAACGCCCCUGCCUCCUCACACAUCACCCAGUAUAUCCUCAAGUGGAGAGUGAAAAACACCCGUGCCCCCUGGAGAGAGGCCACCAUCCCAGGUAACUUGAACUCGUACACCAUCGCUGGGCUGCGGCCAGGUAUUACCUAUGAGGGUCAGCUGAUCAGCAUCCUGCGCUAUGGACGCCGCGAGGUCACCCGCUUCGACUUCACCACCACCUACGGCUCCCUAGGGGUGACCUCUGAGGGUGAGACGACCCAGCCUCCUCCCGUGGUGGACACGUCUGAGUCGGUGACAGAGAUCACGUCCAGUAGCUUCAUCAUCUCCUGGGUGUCAGCCUCCGCCACCGUGUCAGGCUUCAGAGUGGAGUAUGAGCUGAGUGAGGACGGAGCCAACCCUCAGGUCCUGGACCUGCCCCGUACCACCACCUCUGUGAGCAUCAGUGACCUCCUGCCUGGCCGUAGAUACAACGUCAACGUGUAUGAGGUUUCCCCUCAGGGAGAACCCACCCUCAUCCUCACUACCUCUCAGACCACAGCUCCUGAUGCCCCUGCGGAACAUCAGAUCAACCAGGUGGGAGAAACCUCUAUCUCCAUCAGCUGGUCCAAGCCCCAGGCCCCCAUCACAGGCUACCGUUUGGUCUUCACCCCGUCAGUAGAGGGCAGCAGCACCGAGCUCAUCCUCCCAGACACUGAGACCUCCGUGACCCUGGUUGACCUUCGACCUGGCCUGCUCUACAACAUCAGCAUUUACGCUGUGGAGGAGAACCAGGAGAGCGAGCCCAUCUUCGUCCAGGUCAACACUGCCGGAGAGCCAGCACCAGAGGAAGUCCGCUCCCCGACCGACCUUCAGUUCUACGAGGUGUCUGACGUGAAAAUCAUCAUCACCUGGACCGGCCCUCCCAGCGAGGUGUCGGGUUACCGCGUGACCUUCGCCCCCGUUACCCCCGGUGACACGCCCCAGAGGCCCCUGCAGCUGCCCAUGACGGCCAACGCGUAUGCAGAGAUCACCCACCUGCAGCCCGGAACCCUGUACCGCUUCAACAUCUACGCCAUCAACGGAGGAGUGGAGAGCGAGCCGCUGACGGGAGAGAGAGCCACCAAGCCCGAUGCCCCCACCAACCUGCGUUUCACUGACAUCGGCGAGGACAGUGUGAUAGUGAUCUGGGAGGCUCCCAGGGCUAGCAUCAGCGGCUACCGUCUGUUCCUGAGCGUGGAAGGCUCCAGCCCAACCCAGAAGAGAAUCCCAGGCGGUCAGACCCAGUUCCCUCUGCGAGGCCUUCGCCCCGACACAGACUACACCGUAAAACUGCACUCUGAGCAGGACAACGUGUUGAGUGAGGAAGUCAAUGGCAUCUUCACCACCUCUCCAAAGAUGGGUAAUGCCCCUCGCUUCACCACUGAUGUGACAGACACCUCCAUCAUCAUCUCCUGGACCCCUGUCAGCAGGUUCAGCUUCAGGCUCUCUGUGAGGCCCAGUCAGGGAGGAGAGUCACCCAGGGAUGUGACCUCUGACUCAGGAAGUAUCUUUGUGUCAGGCCUGACCCCUGGGACUGAGUACACUUACAGCGUACAGCCCAUUAUCAACGGACGUGACCGCGGCAACCCCAUCACCAAAAAUGUUGUCACUCAACUGUCUCCCCCCACUGACCUCAGUACGCAGUCCAACGCGGACACGGGUGAGCUGACUGUCCUGUGGGGCGGCGCCAACACGCCAGACAUCACAGGCUACAGAGUGACAUGCACCCCGACCAAUGGGCAGCGAGGAAACUCCCUGGAGGAGUUGGUCCAGCCGGUCCAGAACCAGUUAAUCCUGGAGAACCUGAGUCCAGGAGUGGAGUACAACGUCUCUGUCUACACUGUCAAAGACAACCUGGAGAGUGUCCCUGUGUCCACCACUGUCACCCAAGACGUGCCCAAGCUAAACGACCUCCACUUUGUCGACGUCACCGACACCACUGUGGGCCUGCGCUGGACCGCCCUGGUAAACGUUACCGCCAUCACAAGUUACCGUGUAACGGUUAUGGCGUCGGGCGAGAGUUUGCCCAUCAUCAUGGAUACGGUGGACUCGUCGACGGGCCAUUAUACGGUGCGCGGGCUGGAGCCCGGUGUGGAUUAUGACAUCAGUGUCACUACGAUAACAGAGGAAGGGGAGAGCGAGCCGGCCACACGCAGAACACAAACCCAGACUGCCGUCCCCGCCCCCACCAACCUGAACUUUGGAGGGGUGGGCCCCGAUCACAUGAGGAUCAGCUGGACCGUCCCCAACGUCCCCACGCCCAGUGACAUCACACGCUUCGUCAUCCGCUACCACCCCGGCAGCAACGACGACGACGUCAAGGAGCUCAAUGUGGGCGGAGCCACCAACACCUUCCUGCUGCAGAACCUGCUGCCCAACACAGAGUACAGGGUGAGCGUGGUGUGUGUUUACGAGGAGAGAGAGAGCGCACCAGUCACUGGCACUCAGAGAACAACCCUGGACUCUCCCACUGGCCUGGACUUUGUUGACGUCCUGACCAACUCCUUCACCAUCCACUGGCUGGCCCCCGGCGCCGUGAUCACCGGCUACCGUAUCCAUUACCAGAUGACCAGCGGAGGCAGGGCCAAGGACGAGAGACUGCCCCCGACCAGGAGCCACUUCACCCUGACUGGCCUGGCCCCCGAGACAGAGUACAGUGUUGAGGUCUACGCUGUCAGCGGGAACCAGGAGAGUCUGCCUCUCACUGGCACUCAGGCUACUAUCUCUGACGCCCCCACCGACCUGGAAGUGACCUCAACCAGCCCCACCAGCAUCACCAUCCGCUGGGACUCCCCCUCUGUCACCGUGAGGUACUACAGGAUCACCCACGGAGAGACCGGUGGAGAAAGCCCUGCUAAGGAGUUCACUGUCCCUGGCUCCCAGUCCGAGGCCACCAUCUCUAACCUGAACCCAGGGACCGACUACACCAUCACCGUCUACGCUGUGACAGGGAGAGGGGACAGCCCGGCCUCCAGCACACCCAUCUACAUCAGUCACAAGACUGACGUGGAGGGCCCCACCAACAUGGACGUGACAGAUGUGAAGGACAACACCAUCACAGUGCGCUGGUCCGCGGCCCAGGGCCCCAUCAAUGGCUACAGGGUCACCAGCGUCCCCAAGAAUGGACAGGGCCCCUCUUUCUCUGAGGUGGUGGCCCCUGAUCAGACCGAGAUUACGUUUACUGGCUUGAUGCCCACGGUGGAGUACGUUCUGAGUGUGACCGCUCUGGGAACCGAUGGAGAACCUUCCACACCUCUGGUAGAGAACGCCAUCACAGCAAUGGACCGUCCCAAGGCCCUGUCCUUCUCUGAGGUGGACUCCACCUCCCUGAGGAUCACAUGGGACAGUCCGGACGGCACGGUGACAUCAUACCGCGUGCUGUACUCCAGCCCUGAGGAAGGCGAGAGAGAGCUGCGCCCGGCGCCCAGAGGGACAGACGAUACCGUGGUACUGAGGAAUCUCCGCCCCGGCACAGAGUACACUGUUAAGGUCAUCGUUCUGCACGGACGCACCCCCAGCACCCCACUGGUGGGCACACAGGCCACAGCUAUCCCUGCUCCCACCAAUCUGGACAUCUCUGAGGUUGGUGACACCUCCUUCACCGUGUCGUGGCGCUCCCCCAGCUCCGGGCUGUCUGGGUACCGCGUGGUUGUCAACCCCAAGAACAACAAUGGACCCACCAAGGAGAUGACCAUCGCCCCAGACACCACGCGCGCCGUGGUCCCAGGACUCAUGGUGGCCACUGUGUACACAGUGCACAUUUACGCCCUGAAGAACUCUGUGACCAGCCGACCCCUGGAGGGAGAGGUCACCACGCUGGACAACAUCAGUCCUCCUCGGCGUGUGCGUAUCUCUGACGUGAAGGACUCAGCCAUCACGCUGACCUGGCGUGCUAAGGUUGAGACCAUCACUGGGUACCUCAUUGAAGCUCAGCCCCUUGGCGGCAGCCGCCCCGCCAUCAAGAAGACAAUCCCCGGAGAGCAGCGCACCUACACCAUCACUGGUCUGGAGCCAGGCACCUCCUACACUAUCCACAUCUACACCAUCAACGGUGAUGCACGCAGUGCCCCCUUCACCCUCACGGCCACCACAGCCAAACCAGCGGUGCAUUCCCCCACCAACCUCCAGUUCACCUCCCUGACCCCCAACUCCAUCUCCUUCAGCUGGGAACCCCCCGCCACACGUAUCACAGGAUAUUACAUCACCUACGAGGAGGCAGGCAGGGCGCAGCCCCGUGAGCUUACCCCCCGCCCCCACGCUGGCCAGAACUACGCCACCAUCUCUGGUUUGAGACCAGGCACCGAGUACAUCAUCAAGAUCAUCGCUCUUCAGAAUGUCCAGAGAAGCACCCCAUUGGUGGGCACGGCCAGGACUCAACGUGAAUCCCUGCUUACACUGCCACUCCCCAACCGCCCCGGAGGCUACGACCACCUGGACGUGCCUGAAGAAAAGGAGAGCCGUGUCCCAACAGUAGUAGGUAACAACGGCCUAGACACCCUGGGGGGCCAGGGCCAGAACGUGGAGUACACUGAGUACAACAACCAGAACCCCCAGGCACCCCAUGGGAACGGCCAGACACCCCAUGGGAACGGCCAGACACCCUAUGGGAACGGCCAGACACCCCUGGUGUUUGUGCCCCUUCCGGACGCGGAGGGGCGCAGGGUGCCGGUGGUGAGCGUGAACGUGCCUGGUGGCUCUCCCUUUGGUUUUCCAGAGAAGGACACAGGAAUCCCUCAGGAGGCCCAGACCCAGACCACCAUCGCCUGGAAGCCUUACAAGCAGAGUUCAGAGUACCUGGUGUCCUGCAACCCUCUGACACACGUCAACGAGAAGAUGUUCCAGAUGCGUCUGCCUGGUACCUCCACCAGUGCCACUCUGAUCGGCCUGACCAGCGGAGCCUCCUACAACGUUAUCGUAGAGGCCCUGAAGGGGGCACUCAAACACAAGAUCUUGGAGGAGAUUGUCACCGCCGGCAACACCCUGACAGAGGGUUCCACCGGCACAGAUAAGGACUCGUGCUACGACACCUUCACAGCCACCUACCAUGACGUUGGGACCGAGUGGGAGCGCAUGUCUGAGACGGGCUUCAAGCUGUGGUGCCGGUGCCUGGGACUAGGCAGUGGACACUUCCGAUGUGACUCCUCUAAGUGGUGUCAUGAUGGAGGUAACAACUACCGUAUCGGGGAGAAAUGGGAGCGCCAGGAGGAGAAGGGCCCCAUGAUGAGCUGCACCUGCCUGGGCAAUGGGAAGGGAGAGUUCAAGUGUGAACCACAUGAGUCCACCUGCUAUGACGAUGGGAAGAUGUACCAGAUUGGUAACCAGUGGCAGAAAGAAUACCUGGGAGCCAUCUGUACCUGCACCUGCUACGGAGGACAACAGGGCUGGCGUUGUGAGAACUGUCGUAGACCAGGUGCUGAGGUUGACUCUAGUCUGCUGCAGCCCGUCCGAUACAGAGACCCCACCAACACACUACGCAAAGUGAACAUCCAGUGCCCCAUCGAAUGCCUUCGACCUGAACUACUGGCAGACGCACUGGCAGAAGGACACAUCCCCCAGAAUCCCCUGGAGUAAAAGAUAAAUCUCCUCUUCCUUACCCAUGGUCUGUCAAGUCUCUUUGAAGAAGAGGUCGCCCUGUCCAGUCAGAGACAGACCUGAACUAACACAUCGGUGCCUUACUGAUCAGCUUAACCAUAUCUAACACACCUACAUACUGUAGGUCCAUGCCUUCCUAGUCUUAAGAGAACCCCCUGCACACUUUCAGAGUGUUGGUUAAGUUGUGUCUCUCGUCAUUUCCCUUUGAGACACUUAAGAGGUAAAAAGGAACAUUCCUUGUGUUCGUCCCUGAAUGUAUGUGUUUGUGUGCUUGUUAACAGUUCAGAUGUGCUUGUCUUUUACAAAUUAUACAUUUCCAAGACUACCUGUCCAGUAUUACCGUGUCCUAAUCAUUUUUUUUUUUUACUUCUAUAAAAUCUUAAACCGUCUGAAAUCAAAAGCACUGUUUUGAGAGAAUGUUGGUGUAGUUGCCAUGUCGACAAGUGUUUGAAAUCAUUUUUCUUUUUCUGUAGCCUCUGUGUAGACAGGGGUAGCACUGCGUGUGUGUGAUUGACCCUGAGUUGUAAUUUUGAAACUCUUUAAUGCAUUUUAUUUAUCCCUUUAAUCACAGCAUUGUUGUGUGAAUGUGAGACCUGGGGUGUCUACUUUGUUCUGGUUUUAUUUUUGUACUAAAAGGUGCCAAAGUUUGGAGAUUCCCUUGUUUUGAUAAAGUUGAAAAGAACCUCAUGAA
Messenger RNA from Salvelinus namaycush (lake trout), 8413 nucleotides. It is a transcript of the gene fn1b, whose product is annotated as fibronectin 1b. The coding region runs from base 202 to 7701 and encodes 2499 amino acids. NCBI's taxonomy places the organism in Eukaryota, Metazoa, Chordata, Actinopteri, Salmoniformes, Salmonidae. Gene Ontology annotation, biological process: cell-substrate junction assembly; heart development; nervous system development. The transcript has 42 exons. Gene Ontology annotation, cellular component: extracellular region. The record is from RefSeq and is a predicted model, not a curated record. Gene Ontology annotation, molecular function: integrin binding; proteoglycan binding.